AUGGGUUGGUUCAGUGACGACUCCGACCAGGCGAAUAGCUACAAUGAGUACAACAGCGCUCCAGUUGAAGAGCACGACCCCAGCCUCAUCCAUGAGCUGAUUGCUGGUGCUGCCAGCUACGAGGCCGCUAAGGCCUACGAGAACCACGUUGCCGAGAACGGUAAUUAUCCACAUCCUUUUGAUCGAUUCGCUGUGGUGAAUAAUGUGGUACUGACACCUGAUGUGAAACAACUAGGUCCCCCUGACAGCCAUGCACAGGCCAAGGAGAUCAUGGCUGGAUUCGCUGGUGCUUUCAUUGACCGCGAGGUCGAGACCAAGGGACUGGAUCUCAUUGACCGCGAGCGGGCCAAGUAUGAGGCCCAACAGCACAUUGACUCUGUCAACGACGGCGAGUACUAG
Penicillium brevicompactum is the source of this 399-nucleotide messenger RNA. Its product is annotated as DUF3759 domain-containing protein. The coding region runs from base 1 to 399 and encodes 132 amino acids. NCBI's taxonomy places the organism in Eukaryota, Fungi, Ascomycota, Eurotiomycetes, Eurotiales, Aspergillaceae. The transcript has 2 exons. The record is from RefSeq and is a predicted model, not a curated record.